UGAUGAUUUUUGCAUAAAUCUAAUGAGCUGCCUACCCUCUCUUACACACACACGCACACAUACACACACACACACACCAGCAGCACCUUUCUGUGUUAAGGGCUAUCUGACAUUUUCGUGAGCUUCCAGCUUUACCAGAGCAUGGCCAUCUCACAGACAGGUUUUUAAGAUUUUCAUUGAGAAUAUAUGAGUUGCUGAAGUAAAGGAACCCUGCAGCCUCCCCAUGCUAUCUGUUGACAUGGAAAACAAGGAAAAUGGCUCUGUCGGUGUAAAAAAUUCCAUGGAGAACGGGAGGCCACCUGAUCCUGCAGACUGGGCCGUGAUGGAUGUCGUCAAUUACUUCCGAAUGGCAGGAUUUGAGGAGCAAGCUAGUGCAUUUCAGGAACAGAGGAAAACCCAAGCGCUGAGACAGAGACAUGGGCGCAGCUGCAGAGAGGAGGGCCAAGUCUCAUCUACAUCUGCAUCUUCUGAAAGAUGGCCCAGCCCUGCCUUCAACACAAUCACACGAGGAAGCAGAACACAGGAAAAGAGGAAAAGCAGGGGCGAAUCUGGCGGAGAGACACGCUCCUGUCUGCUGCUGGCCUCUGCGCCACCUGAGCUGUUACUUAAGCCUCCUCCAAUGUGUUUGCUGGGUGCUGAGCAAAGUUGAAUGGAAAGAGCACAGGGUUUGGGCUUCAAUCCUGGUUCUUGUAAUUCUGUGUGAUCCCAGGCAAAUGCUAUGACUCUCUGAGUCACGUUUUCACAUCUGUAACACCAGGUUCUCAGUGCCUAACUUGGUAGGGUGGUAUUAUGAGAAUUAAAGGGCAGUGAUGAAGGCACCUUGCCUCGGGUAGAUGCUGGCCCAACCUUGAUGCCCCCCAAAUGUGAAUUCCCUCACUCAGGUCCAGUGUUGAUACUGGAGAGAUGGAGGGAAGAGCAGGGAAUCCCUCCCAAUUGUCUGGGUGAUUGCUGAUUCCAUUUUCCAGGCUGGGCCAGCACUGUAGGGAUGGUUUUCAAAGGGUUUUGACCAUGAGGAAGCAAAUCAGGAUACAUGCGAUCCACACCAGACCAGUUCUGUAGGGAAACACAGAGUUCCCGUUUCCCUACCAAUGAAGUCUGCAGUAUUCUAAGCAUUAAGUUCACUCUUCUAAUUUUAUAAUGUAAUUGAGAGAAUUAUAAACUGAGCAAUGCAUUUCGCUGCUUCUUGCACAUCCCUUUAGCCAUUUCUUACUCUCUCAAGCUGGGUUUGGAUAAGUGCAAUUUUCUAAUAUCAUGUUUUCUGAUGAAAUAUAUAUCUUGUAUUCUAAUAAAUAUCUAAUGCCGUAUAUAGAAAAGUGCACUUCUCUAAUAUCAUACAUAAAUCUAAUCUCUAGAUUUCCUUCAACCAGUAUUUUCUUCAACUUUAUCCCUGCAUAUGUGUUUUUUGUUAACUUGGAAAAUUUGCCAGAAUAACAGCUUAAAUCACUUCACACCCACCAGGACAGCUAAAAUUAGAAAGACUGAUAGCAAAUGUUCGUGAGGAUAUAGAGCAACCACACUCAUCUACAUUGUUAGUGGGAGUGUAAAAAAAAACACUCUUGUAUCUACCCCAUGAUCUAGUAGCUUCAUUCCAGAAUGUUUACCCAAGGGAAAUGAAAGCAUAUGUCCACCAAAGAUUUGCACAACACUGUUCAAGUAGCUUUAUUCCUAAUAGUCCAAAACUGGAAGCUCAAGUGUCCAUCAAUAGGAGAGUGAAUAGACAAACUGUGGUCUAGUCUUACAGUGGAAUAAAGAAAAAUGAACUACUGAUACACACAACAGUUUGGAUGAAUCUUAAAACAUUAUGCUGAAUGAGAGAAACUCUACAUAAAAGAUCUUGUUCUGAAUGGUUUUUGUCUUAAUCCAUGUGGGUUGCUAUAACAAAAAUACCAUGAACUGUGUGACUUAUAAGCAACACUUAUUUCUCAUAUUUUGCAGGUAGGAAGUCUAAGAUGAAGGCAUUAGUUGACUGGGUGUCUGGUGAGGGCCCACUUCCUAGGCAGCCAUCAUUUUGCUGUGUCCUCACAGAGGAAGGGAUGAGCAAGCUCUCUGGGCCCACUUUUAUAAAGGCCCAGAUACACAUGGGGGCUCUGUUCUCAUCAUCUAUUAAUAAUUGCCUCCCAAAGGGCCCGGCUCUUAAUAUCGAUACUAAUACCCUCAAGAUCCAUUGGGGGAUUGGUUUCAACAUACAAAUCUGGGGGAGAACACAUUCAGACCAUAGCAGUUCUGUUUAGAUAAAGGAUGAAAACAGGAAAAUACACUCAUGAUAGAAAAAAAAAUCAGACAAUGCUUGCCUCUGGGUAGGUAGGAGAGGGGGAUGACUGGGAAGGAGCGUGAGGGAACUUUCUGAGGGAUGGUAGCAUUUUGCAUCUUGAUAAAGCUUUGGAUUAUGGGUAUAUGCAUUGGUCACUGCUUAUGCACAAACAUAUGCAAGUGAUCCAGAUUUGUGUAUUACACAGCCAGUAAAUUUUUUCCUCAGAAGUAAAAGACCUAUGAAAGUGACAUUG
Molecule: messenger RNA, 2504 nt
Organism: Cervus elaphus (red deer)
Lineage: Eukaryota; Metazoa; Chordata; Mammalia; Artiodactyla; Cervidae
Gene: SAMD13
Product: sterile alpha motif domain containing 13
Exons: 4
Coding region: 224-649 (141 amino acids)
Molecular function (GO): protein binding
Source: RefSeq, a predicted model, not a curated record